AACACGUUCCACCCACACAUCGCAACUCACUCACAUUAGACACAGUGAGAGAAAACUAGUGUAGGACAAGACACGAUGGCGAUAGGCGCCGGGUUGAAGAAGAAGCUGCAGGUGUAUUUGUCUCUUGUCGUGGUUCAAUUUGGUAAUGUGGGUUUCGCUAUAGUCGCUAAAGCGGCACUGAAUCAGGGAACCAGCCAUUACACGUUUUCUGUUUACAGGAACGCCAUCGCCGCGCUCCUCUUUGCGCCGUUCGCCAUGGUUCUUGAAAGGAAAAUCAGGCCGAAGAUGACUUUUAGCGUAUUCGUCAAGAUCAUGUUGCUUGGCUUGUUAGACCCAGUUUUUGGACAGAAUAUGUUCUACUCUGGAUUGAAUUAUACAUCAGCAACUUUCGCUUCAGCCAUGUGCAAUCUUCUGCCUGCAAUAACAUUUGUAAUGGCUUGGAUACUCAGAAUCGAGAAAGUGAACCUGAGAGAAGUACGAAGCCAUGCAAAGAUUGUAGGAACAAUGGUGACUGUAGGUGGAGCCAUGAUUAUGACCCUUUUGAGUGGACCUGUGAUACCAUUGCCCUGGACACAUAAAUCCCAUCAAUCUCACUCUUCCAGCAAUUCCAACGAUCAUGAAAACCCCGUCAAGGGCGCUCUCAUGAUCGGCGCGGGCUGUUUCGGCUACUCCCUCUUCUACAUCCUUCAGGCAGUCACAUUGAAGACGUACCCAGCCGGGCUUUCCCUGACGGCAUUGAUAUGCACGUUCGGAGCAUUGGAAGGAACCGUCCUGACUUUCAUUGUGGAAAGGGGUAACACUGCGAUCUGGGCUUUAGGAUGGAACGCCAAACUUUUAGCCUAUGUUUAUGGAGGAAUAGUGGCUUCUGGAGUGACUUACUACCUUUCAGGGGUGAUAAUGAAGCACAAAGGCCCAGUGUUCUUGACAGCAUUUAAUCCCUGUACGAUGGUCAUAGUCGCAAUCUUGAGUUCUUUCAUUUUCCACGAGCAAAUGACUGUCGGAAAGGUCACUGGAGCUCUGGUCAUUGUCACUGGUCUCUACUUCGUGAUAUGGGGCAAGAGCAAAGAUCAGAAGGAGGAGGUGAAGCUGACGGAGCUGCCGCAGCACAAACCGGCGGCGGCGGCAGCAGAUCAUCAGGAUUUUCCUUCAUUAAAGCCCGGGAAGACUGAGGGCUCACAGACAAUGAUGUCCGGCGCCGGCCAUAAUGCUGUUUAAUUAAGGAGAUGGGAUAAUUAAUCUUUUGAUUAAUAUUAAUUGAUCGAUAUGGCUCUCCCCAUUUGUGUCCUGUCUUAGAUAUAAUUAUGGGUUACACACAGUAAAGUGUGAAUAAACACACAUUGUUUCUUGACAUUUUUGUCGAGACAAAAAAAAUUGAAUGUAUGUGCUAGACAGCUUUGUGUAAAGUCUGUACGUAUAGAGUUUAGAUGGGGCUGAUGAUCCAAUUCCCUUUCUGCCCCCUACUCUCAUCAUUGAUUAUUACAUGUAUAACUCUAUGAUGAUCAAUGACUAGCUAUUCAGCACCAACUUCACGAA
Sesamum indicum (sesame) is the source of this 1533-nucleotide messenger RNA. Its product is annotated as WAT1-related protein At2g39510. Lineage: Eukaryota; Viridiplantae; Streptophyta; Magnoliopsida; Lamiales; Pedaliaceae. Gene Ontology annotation, molecular function: transmembrane transporter activity. Gene Ontology annotation, cellular component: membrane. The record is from RefSeq and is a predicted model, not a curated record.